Messenger RNA from [Torrubiella] hemipterigena, 2498 nucleotides. The record is from the annotation of a GenBank genome assembly. NCBI's taxonomy places the organism in Eukaryota, Fungi, Ascomycota, Sordariomycetes, Hypocreales, Clavicipitaceae.
GCGCAAACUCCUUUCCUGAACAAAACAUGAAAAGAAAAUAUUAAAAUCACAUGAAUCGUAUCUAGUCCUUCUUUUAAGCUUAACCGUUUGUCGAUCUUUAUAUAUUCCUUGUCCCUCCUUAUAUUUAACCGCCUCCAACCACGUUCCUUUACAUCAGGCACCAUCAUUAUUGGACCAAACGCCGUGUCACACGACCUGUUUUCCCGCUCAGCUCGCGCCGGCCCAGGUGCAUUCUUUCAUUAUGACAUUUACAAAGAUUCUAUCGUUGCCCGUUUUGGCUCUGCGCAAGGUUGUCAACGCUUGUAGCCCAAGAGCGGAGAACGAUCAAGCCUCCAGAUCUGGGGGGAGACAUCAAGUUGCCAAGUACCCAAGAGAGAAAGGCUCUAUUAGUGGGUGGACCUCCAUUUCCAACAUCUCUACGUCACAGAAUUCCUACCUUACAGAGGACAAGUCUCUACACACUGCUGGGAUGAGACUGAGAAACUUCGACGUUGUGUACAUUGGUGAUACCGGCACAAAUCGUGGUUUGGGAGUGUUUGCCUCUCAUAACCUAUCCAAAGGGCAUCGAAUCAUUAUUGAGAAGCCUGCCAUCUCUUGUGUGCAUUUCAAGCAACACAAGACCGUGGCAGCAGAGUGGCAGAAGUUGCCUGUCUCUAAACAGCAAGAGCUUGUCUCUAGAUUCAGAAAACUGAAGGGCGUCCCUGUCGGUAGGAGAGUUGCGUUGGAUAAGAAACAGAUCAAGUGUCUGGAGUCAUUCAUUGGAGACUACGGCUUCUCGGACCCUAACCGUGGAAGAGCACAUGUCUUCUCCCUGACUUCACAUAUUAACCAUGCGUGCCGCUCGUGUGCAAAUGCUCAGCACUGGACUGACGGUAUUGAAGGAAAUCAUAUGACUGUCAAGCUUAUCAAAGAUGUCAGAGCUGGUGAUGAGAUCUUUGUCCACUACAACAGACCAAAGCUGGGGUUUGGUUGUGCUCUGUGCCCCGCCGAUAAUGCAGUUGAUCGCCUCACGGCAUUCACCAACUCCAGCAGACGCAAGAUAUAUGGUCAAGGGACAGAUUCAUCCGCUCAACUCAGACACCGCUACUCAUUUGCCGAGAGCAACAACCUAUCUGUAACGACGCUGGUCAAUACCGCUGCGUAGCGACCCUUGACGAUGCGACUUUUUUUCAUCAUUAUGAAUGAAUGUACGAGAGGAAGACCCUUCUUUUUAAUGUUAUUCUUUAAUGAGUUCUAGCGACCCGAGUUGGUGGCUUGGAAGCGUAAUACUUUGUACACUACUUCACUUAAAUAAAUAAUGCGUUCGUUUAGAAAAGCGAACAUUGUUAGCAUUUUAUUGAACUACCAUGUACGCCAUAGUCAUCAACAACAAUCGACAGAGGCUUUUCUUGCCUUUUCCGUCGAAACCAGUCCUUUUCGCCCAUAACAGUCCGUGAAUGCAGAAACCACCCAAGUGACCACAACCUCCUUACUUCAGGGGAAUGAAACGAGAAGAGUUGGUGGCACCGAUACCGGGUCUACCGUGCUUGACAGGCUUGCUAUAGUCGUUGUUAGUAAGGUGUUUUCUUUGUGCUGAGAAUGGCACUUUGGAUGCCACGUGGAGAGAGGAAACGUACUAUGAGAUAGAGAACUCAGCAAGGUAGUGACCAACCAUCUCAGGCUUGAUCUCAACCUGGUUGAACUCCUUGCCGGAGUAGAUACCAAUAACGCUACCAAUCAUCUCGGGGACAACAAUCAUGUCACGGAGGUGAGUCUUGACAGUGUCGGGCUUCUCGUUGGGCUGAGCCUCCUGCUUGGCCUUGCGGAGCUUCUUGAUCAGACCCAUGGGGCGGCGCUUAAGACCGCGGUUGAUCCUGCGGCGGGCACGGGCGUGGACGACAUCGCGGAGCUGGUCGGAGCUGAGGUCCAAAAGGCUAGAGAAACAUCAUGGUUAGCGGGGUUGUCCAUCUUGGUGACGGCGUCAUGGCCACUUGUCGACGCAAAAUUUCGCUCUCCCAGACACUGCCAACAACAUCGCUAUUUCAAUUUUCCGUGCGGUGAGAAACGUGUUCUCAUUGUUCUCGAGUUUUCGGGAGCGAUAUUCGUUGUCGUUGUCGUCGGCAGUGGGUGUUUGGCGAAGGGGAAAAGUUGCGUGACGACGGUGCGGCCAAAAGUCAGCAGGAAUAGUAGACAUACUUAUCGAGGUCGAUUCCUCUGUAGGAGAACUUGCGGAAGGUUCUUCUCUUCUUAAUCUCGGCAGCCUCCUCGGCGUUCUAUAAUUUCCAAAAUGUCAGCCCAAAAAUUCGUUGCGUCGCCCGUCGCAUGUAGACUCGGCUUGGGAAGCGGCCCUAAUUCGAUGCAUGCUUUUCGACGGGAUAUCCUCAUGGGAUUAUUUGUUUAGUGAAGACAUACGUAUUCGUCAGCCAUGGUUGCGGUUGUGUUGUCGAUUUACGAAUUCGCCUAUCGAUGUACUGGUCGUCGAACGAAAGGUGGUGUCCGUGGUCUCUGGAUGGCGGUUG